CCGCACAGGGGUAUUGCGGAGACCUCGUUCUUCCGUGAGACCAGUCUCCUCCUCCUCCACCCCGGGGACGCGGGGACCGGCAGCGCUGCGGGCAGCCCCGCGGCGGGGGCCCUGGCGGGCUGCCGUGACUGUGCGCGGGGAGGUGGGGCGCGUUCCGGUGCCGGGUCACGGCUCGGGGCCGGGAGGGGGGCGCCUCGCCGCAGCCGCCAUCGCCGCCGCGAUGCCCAAAGGAGGUAGAAAAGGAGGCCACAAAGGCCGAGCAAGACAGUACACAAGCCCUGAAGAGAUCGAUGCCCAGCUCCAAGCAGAAAAGCAGAAGGCAAGGGAAGAGGAAGAGCAAGAAGAGGGAAGCGAAGGAGCAACAGGAGACCCCAAAAAGGAGAAGAAGUCUUUAGAUUCAGAUGAGAGUGAUGAAGAUGAUGAGGAUUAUCAGCAAAAGCGCAAAGGAGUGGAAGGGUUGAUAGACAUAGAGAAUCCCAAUCGUGUAAUUCAGACAACCAAAAAAGUAACUCAGCUGGACCUGGAUGGACCUAAGGAACUCUCACGACGAGAGCGGGAGGAAAUAGAGAAACAAAAGGCAAAAGAAAGAUACAUGAAAAUGCACCUAGCUGGUAAAACAGAACAAGCAAAGGCAGAUCUCGCCCGACUAGCCAUCAUUCGGAAGCAAAGGGAAGAAGCUGCCAGAAAGAAAGAAGAAGAAAGAAAAGCAAAAGACGAAGCGGCCAUGGCAGGUAAAAGACUGCAGUCACUAUCCCUUAACAAGUAAGCACAGGACAUGCAAGAGGAGGAAACACCAGGGAACUGUGCCUGGUGCCUGGCAGGACCUCUGUCGUGUUGCAUAUACCACGUAGGGUCUACUGCGGCAUCGAAGUCACCUUCACCUCCAAGAGACACUGACGAUGUGUUUGUCCUCAUCCUGGCACAGAUUUCCAUUUGGGGUUAGGGGCAGCUGCUAUCUUCGGUGCAGAGCUGUGCUGAGCAGCAAUUCUCUGUAACAGUUUGGAAACCUGAAUGUUUUUUGCUGGUUUUAGGGUUAAAAACUCAUUGGGGUGGGGGUCAGGGUGGGAGGGAGAUGCUUCAACUAUUAGAUUGCAAGAGAAUAGAUUGUGGGGUCAUUGUAGGGGGGGACAUGGGGUGGGGAACUUUGACUUGCUAGUGAAAGCCCAAAGGAUAAUGUAUCUGAGGAAUCUUUUGGGGGGCAAAUGGCCCAUCCAAUUUUGCUGCAGGGUGUUGCAGUAUGAGCUGGGAACCUGACUUCAUGGACAUCUGGAGUGCCGUUCCUUCCCGGUUUCAUCCCUCUUUUCUUGCAGCCAGUCUCCCCUUUUCCCUCCUCUUCAUUUUUACUUUUAUUUCCUUCUCCUCCUUAGGGAUAGUGCCAGUUUUUAACCAUGUCAUCCUUUGUUUAAAGGAAAAAAAACCCAACAUAAAUUGUAUCAGAUGGAACAAAACACUUGAUAAAGUUGAAAACCCGACACCAACCAAACUUGUAUAUUUGGCUGAUUAAAAUGUAAGUUAUCAGAAGGG
Messenger RNA from Strigops habroptila (Kakapo), 1524 nucleotides. It is a transcript of the gene PDAP1, whose product is annotated as PDGFA associated protein 1. The transcript is spliced from 6 exons. The record is from RefSeq and is a predicted model, not a curated record. Lineage: Eukaryota; Metazoa; Chordata; Aves; Psittaciformes; Psittacidae. Gene Ontology annotation, molecular function: RNA binding. Gene Ontology annotation, cellular component: cytosol. Bases 221 to 766 code for a protein of 181 amino acids.